UUUAAAUUGUAUGCACUUCCGAUCAAUAAAUGAAUGUGUCUGCAAGUUGAGGCAGUAAAUAUUAGAUGGAAACUUACGCAGAUGUGAUAGCUAACCAGCCCGUUGUAAUAGACAAUGGGUCUGGGGUUAUCAAAGCAGGAUUUGCAGGAGACCAAGUACCAAAAUACCACUUUCCAAACUUUGUGGGAAGACCAAAGCAUGUGAGGGUAAUGGCAGGUGCCCUAGAAGGGGACGUCUUUCUAGGCCCAGAAGCAGAGGAACACAGAGGACUUCUGACCAUUAGAUACCCCAUGGAGCAUGGUAUAGUGAAAGACUGGAAUGAUAUGGAGAGAAUUUGGCAGUAUAUUUAUUCCAAAGACCAAUUACAAACUUUUUCAGAAGAGCAUCCUGUGCUGUUAACAGAGGCACCACUUAACCCAAGAAAAAAUAGAGAAAAAGCAGCAGAAAUAUUUUUCGAGACUUUUAAUGUGCCAGCUCUGUACAUUUCCAUGCAGGCAGUGCUUAGUUUAUAUGCCACAGGAAAAACAACAGGCGUAGUAUUAGAUUCUGGAGAUGGGGUAACGCAUGCUGUCCCGAUCUACGAGGGCUUUGCGAUGCCACACAGCAUAAUGAGGUCGGAUGUCGCUGGCAGGGAUGUCACACGAUAUCUUAGACUGCUUCUUAGGAAAGAAGGAUACAAUUUCCAUACAUCUGCUGAACUUGAAAUUGUUAGAACCAUCAAAGAGAGAGCCUGCUAUUUGUCAGAUAAUCCCCUUAAGGAAGAGACAGUAGAGGGAGAAAAGUCACAGUAUACGUUACCUGAUGGAAGUGUUAUUGAGAUUGGUCCUGCUAAGUUCAGAGCACCAGAAGUCCUGUUUCGACCAGACUUAAUCGGAGAAGAGUUUGAAGGGAUACAUGAAGUGCUUGCUUACUCCAUUAGAAAGUCAGACAUGGAUCUCCGGCGAAUGCUCUUCUCCAACGUAGUCCUGUCAGGAGGAUCAACACUUUUCAAAAGAUUUGGUGAUAGACUUUUAAGUGAAUUAAAGAAACUAGCCCCAAAAGAUAUAAAAAUUAGGAUAUCUGCUCCUCAAGAAAGGUUAUACUCAACUUGGAUAGGUGGUUCCAUUUUAGCUUCCCUGGACACUUUCAAGAAAAUGUGGGUGUCGAAACGUGAAUAUAAUGAAGAAGGAUUGAAGGCCAUUCACAGAAAGACAUUCUAACCAUGUACAAAGCUAGAAACCAUCUAUUUAUGAUCAACCUACAAGCAUGUGACAGUUGAUGCAGGGAAGGGGUGUGGGAAAAAGAACAAAUGCUUUUUUUUUGUACAUUAUAAGUGGUAUAAGUAUGGUGUAUACAUUUAAUUUGCAGCAACUGUAUUUAUUGUCUAUGGUUGAUUUAAUAGUCAUUUUUUAUUAUUAGUGCUGAUAUUAAAAGCAGUCUUGCCCCGACUUAUUGAAAGUGAGGUGCAUUCCAAUAAAUGGUCAGGUGGUCUUCCACUUUUCAUAAAGGAGUUUUUGUACCCUUUAGUUUGACUGUUGGGACUUUCAAGGUUAUGGGAGAAAUUGUGGUUUGAACCAGCCUCUUUUGAACAUGUCCACUGGAAAACACUUCAUGUUAUAAAGUUUAGAGAUGAUAAAGCUUUUGUGUUCAGCUUUGAUAUUGCCUCUACAUUUUGCAAUUGAUGUUUUCUACAUAUCUGUCUUUAAAGGCCACCAUUUCAUUACUAACAAUUUUUUUUCAGAACUGUUCUUUAUCCAAGAAUCAGUUUCAAGAAAUAUUUAAAUCUAUUCAAAAGUUGGAUUUUUUCUUUUACAUACAUGUACUUUUGAGAAUUUAUUUAUUUGUUAAAUUAUUUAAAAAAUUGAAAUCAAAUGACCAUAUUGCAGAAGAGCACAUUAAUAUAAAAUAAAUUGUUUACUCUCCUUUAUGUUGGCACGAAUGUUGAAGAGAAAAACUGGCACUAUUUUUUUGGAUGAUCACAGGGAAGGCUUCGAGGUCACAAGGUUGUAAAGUGACUCUCCACACACACAAAGUGCAAUAAUACAUAUACAGGACUUGUCUAUUAUGGAUUGUAGUCAGGUUUUUUAAACACCUUUUUUUGUUAUAAAUCAUGUGCAAACAAACCUUGUAACUGUCCAAUUUUGGUUGUUAAGUCAUACAUGUACCAAUUCAUGAAUGGUUAACAAUUGUAUUUUCGUACAAAUUGUUUUAAGUUAUUGUAAAAUCAUAUUUUUUUUUGUUUAGCACAAAAUGUUGAAAAAAAAAGAUAUAAUAAAUUCAUUGAGCUUAUGCAUAAAACUGUUGAGAAGAGAGAUAUAACAAUUUUGGUUAAGUUUAUUAUACAUAUGCUUUUUACAUUCAUUUGUAUUUUUGGUACAGUGCUUGUAAACAACUAGAAAAUAUUAUGUAAAUAACAGAAGACAACAAAUCAAAUAAACUAUUUGAAAUUA
Molecule: messenger RNA, 2429 nt
Organism: Saccostrea cuccullata (small rock oyster)
Lineage: Eukaryota; Metazoa; Mollusca; Bivalvia; Ostreida; Ostreidae
Product: alpha-centractin-like
Exons: 11
Coding region: 66-1199 (377 amino acids)
Source: RefSeq, a predicted model, not a curated record